This is a messenger RNA of Paramecium primaurelia, 1477 nucleotides long. The record is from the annotation of a GenBank genome assembly. Lineage: Eukaryota; Ciliophora; Oligohymenophorea; Peniculida; Parameciidae.
AUGAAUAAAUAUAGCACACGAUUUAAAGAUUCAGUUUUAGAAAAAUAAUAUUUAAUCCAUAAAGUUUAAGUAAUAUAGUUUCCAAUACUAACUUAUUUGACUAUUGGUGGCACUAUUUUAUUACUUGCAAAUUCAAUUAUCAAUUUGAUAAACAUUGAUUACAUAAAUGCACUAAUUACAGCAGCCAUUAUGACAUAUUUAUUACUCUAAUAUAUAGUUUUGAGAAAAAAUGAAUCACUUAAAAUAAAUUAUUGUAAUUUGGCAUUAAUGAUGACUAAUUUUGCUUCAUUAAUUUUUGAAAUUUCAAUUUAUCCAGAAUAUGAUUAUUAUGAUGGGUAUUUACUUGGAUCUAAUCAAAUGUUAGUACAUACAAUUUUGAUGUUUGCUUGUAAUUUAGAAUUAGGAAUAUUGAGUAAUAUUGUACUAACUAUUGUAAGAGUAAUUUUAGUAGUAGAAAAUUCAGAAAAUCUUACUGCAUAAUAAUAUUUUUAUUCAAUUAUUGUGUCAUUGAGUUUUAUGGUGAUUUAAUAUCAAUUAGAAAAAUAAUAUCGAUAAUCAUUUUAUCUAUAAUUCAAAGAUAAUAGUUGGGGUAUUAAUAAUUAUUUAUAUUAUAAUAGAAAUCUUAAUCCCAUUAUUAUUGAAAAAACCAUUUUUCAUUUUUACCUUUAAUAAAGAAUCCAAUAUGUAUUAAACAAUUAUGAGUUCUUAAAAGGAAUUCUUUAAUUCAGAAAAACCUCUUAGUACUUUCUUAUUUAAAUCUAAAGUAAAAUAAUAGACCUUAGAAUAAUAUAUAAUUAGGAAAACUAUUUACAAUUAAAAUAAUAAAUAAUCUUCUUGUUUAUUUAAUCAUCAAAUUGAUGUUGAAUAUUAGAUGAAGAAAUUGCAAGUUUCUAUAAUAUGUUGUAAAUUUGAAUAAAUGAUUUACACUAUUACUAUAGAUUCAGAAGAUCCAAUAAUAAAUUAAACCAAUAUAAAAUUAAACUAAGCAUUGUAAAAUUGUAGAAGUAUUUUAAACACUUAGAUUUUGUAAAUCAAUAAAAUUUUAGGUGUUUAUUUAUAAGAUACUUUUAGUCCUUUAUUAAGGGAUUUAAGAAUAUCUUUAUUUGAAGUAUAUUAUAAAUAAAUAUCAAAUCAAAAAUUAUAAUUAGUAAAAAUGAAAAAGUUAUUAUUAAAAUGUUCAAAAAUAUUCGAAACUCCUAAUACUAAAAUUAAAAUUGAUUGUAGUGAAUAAAUUCGAUUUAUUACUAUAAAACCAAUUUUAAUUAUAUUUCUAUUUGAAAUAUUUAAAUAAGUGGACAAGAAUUAAUAAAUAUAGAUAUUCAUAAAUCAAAAAAAUACAACAACAAUGUUUAUUUAUGGAUUAAAGUAAUUACCUAAAACUGUAUAAUUUAAAUAAUGUUAAUAAAUUCUAAUAGAUAAAACUAAUUAUGAAACUUAGUGUAAAAUAUUAUUAUGCAAAUUUAGAUUUUUCAUUUGA